Psammomys obesus (fat sand rat) is the source of this 861-nucleotide messenger RNA. RefSeq names its product olfactory receptor 1P1-like. The transcript has a single exon. NCBI's taxonomy places the organism in Eukaryota, Metazoa, Chordata, Mammalia, Rodentia, Muridae. The annotation marks the transcript as partial. Gene Ontology annotation, cellular component: membrane. The record is from RefSeq and is a predicted model, not a curated record. Gene Ontology annotation, molecular function: G protein-coupled receptor activity; olfactory receptor activity. Gene Ontology annotation, biological process: G protein-coupled receptor signaling pathway.
AUGGCAAGAGGGAAGGAGACCGGCACCUUUGAGUCCCUCCUCUGGGGACUGUCGGAGCAGCCACAGCAGCAGCACAUCCUCUUCCUGCUCUUCCUGUGGAUGUACCUGGUCACGGUGGCUGGGAAUCUGCUCAUUGUCCUGGCCAUCGGUACUGAUGUGCGACUCCACACCCCCACGUACUUCUUCCUCGCCAGCCUGUCCUGUGCCGACAUCCUCUUCACCUCCACCACGGUACCCAAGGCCCUGGUGAACAUCCACACCCAGAGCAGGACCAUCUCCUAUGCAGGAUGCCUGGUGCAGCUCUAUUUCUUCUUGACCUUUGGAGACAUGGACAUCUUCCUCCUGGCCACAAUGGCCUAUGACCGCUUUGUAGCCAUUUGCCACCCUCUCCACUACACAAUGAUCAUGAGCUUCCAGCGCUGCUCACGCUUGGUGGCAGCCUGCUGGACCCUGACAAAUCUUGUGGCCAUGACACACACCUUCCUCAUAUUCCGGCUCUCCUUCUGCUCUAAGAAGGUCAUUCCAGACUUCUUCUGCGACCUGGGACCCCUGAUGAAGAUCGCUUGCUCUGAAACCCGUAUCAAUGAGCUCGUGCUUCUCUUCCUGGGGGGUGCAGUCAUCUUAAUCCCCUUUUUGCUCAUCCUUGUGUCUUAUAUCCGCAUUGUGUCGGCUAUCCUCAGGGUCCCUUCUGCCCAAGGGAGGCGCAAGGCCUUCUCUACCUGUGGGUCCCACCUUGCUGUGGUGACUCUGUUCUUUGGGACAGUGAUAAGGGCUUAUCUGUGUCCCUCCUCAUCCUCCUCUAACUCAGUGGUAGAGGACACAGCAGCUGCUGUCAUGUACACAGUGGUGACCCCCCUGCUG